ACAAGGAUCUGUACAAGGAGGCCAUGAUGGAGGAGCACCAGCCUCUUAUAUCACAGGGGAAUUACAGUAAAAUGAUUAAGGGCAAAGCUAUAUUAUCACUAAAUUAUAAAGAAGAAGCUGAAGAUGUCCUGCAGCGCUCCUCGGGAAAAAACCUCAUUACAUUUAAUGUACACCCAGGACUUCAACGUACACUUCUAUUAUAUAAUCCCCCUUAUCAUGAGGAACCUUCCCCUAACCAAUUAAAGAUUGUUACCAAAAAUACUGGUCAGAAAGGGGAUAAAAGGUUUCAGGGUAGUAAAGAGUUUACAGAACAAUCAAGAGUUUCUACACACAGAAGAAUUAAUACAACACAGCAGGAAUAUGGGAAAUGCAUUACACGUAAAUCAGAUUGUGUUAAACAUGAGCUAAUUCACACAGGAGAGAAGCCAUAUUCAUGUUCAGAAUGUGGGAAAUGUUUUACAAAAAAAUCAUAUCUUGUUAAACAUAAGAGAAUUCACACAGGAGAAAAGCCAUAUUCAUGUUCAGAAUGUGGGAAAUGUUUUACAGAUAAAUCAAGUCUUGUUAUACAUGGGAGAAUUCACACAGGAGAGAAACCAUAUUCUUGUUCAGAAUGUGGAAAAUGUUUUAGAGUUAAACCCCAUCUUAUUAGACAUGGGAAAAGUCACACUGGAGAGAAACCAUAUUCAUGUUCAGAAUGUGGGAACUGUUUUACUCAUAAAUCAACACUUGUUAUACAUAUGAGAAUUCACACAGGAGAGAAGCCAUAUUCAUGUUCAGAAUGUGGGAAAUGUUUUAAAGAUAAAUCAAAUCUUGUUACACAUGAAAAAAGUCACAUAGGAGAGAAACCAUAUUUAUGUUCAAAAUGUGGGAAAUGUUUUACACAAAAAUCAUAUCUUGUGAAACAUGAAAUUAUUCACACAGGAGAGAAACCAUAUUCAUGUUCAGAAUGUAGGAAAUGUUAUAGAUGGAAAGCAGAUCUUAUUAUACAUGAAAGAAGUCACACUGGUGCAAAGCCAUAUUCAUGUUCAGAAUGUGAGAAAUGUUUCACAGAUAAAUCCAGUCUUGCUAAACACAAGAGAAUUCACACAAGAGAGAAGCAGUAUCCAUGUUUAGAAUGUGAGAAAUGUUUUACAACAAAAACCAGACUUAAUAUUCAUCAGAGAAGUCACACAGGAGAGAAGCCAUAUUCAUGUUCAGAAUGUGAGAAAUGUUUUAUUACUAAAACCAGACUUAAUAUUCAUCAGAGAAGUCACACAGGAGUAAAGCCAUAUUUAUGUUCAGAAUGUGGGAAAUGUUUCACAAAAAAAUCACACCUUGUUAGACAUGAGAGAAUUCACACAAGAGAGAAGCCAUUUUGAUGUUUUAUAUGUUGAAAAUGCUUUGUAAGAAGGAACUAAAAGUCAACAGAUCAGGAAAAACUACCGUAUAUUGUUUUUUAGAUAUGGGAAAUGCCAAAAGAGCAAAAAAAAGAAUUUUAAAGGGAACCUGUCACCUAUA
Molecule: messenger RNA, 1497 nt
Organism: Bufo gargarizans (Asiatic toad)
Lineage: Eukaryota; Metazoa; Chordata; Amphibia; Anura; Bufonidae
Product: zinc finger protein OZF-like
Exons: 2
Coding region: 24-1358 (444 amino acids)
Source: RefSeq, a predicted model, not a curated record